AUGGAAGCAUAGUUUGCAGAUUCAUCUGCAAAGCUUACUGAGAAAGUGAAAAUGCAGUGCAUAUAUAAAAAAAAAAAAGUGAUAAUCCAGACAUCCUGGAUGAAACUUAAUGUAACUCUUAGAGAAAAUACAGCUGUCUUGAAUCCAAUCUAUGGCAUGCAUACCAAAGACAAAUACAAUAGAAGAAUUUAUUUUGAAAAUAAUGCUCUUCAUCAAAAUAAAGAAAUCUGGCCAGCAUACAAGAAUGAUCACUUUGUAGAUGCUUUUGAAGUGUCUGAGAAACAAAAUAAUCCCAUGUUUACCAGGCUGGGAGGAAACAUUGCUUUUACUUGCCCUGAUGAAAUUGGAGAUUCAAUGCAGCAAGUGAUGUGGGAAAGGAUUAAAGCAGAUUGGGUAGAUAUUGUCAUUCUGUGCAACUCAUCAGGAAAGCAAAGCUUUGGUUCAGAUUUCAAAGAAUGUACACCAGUGGAUUGCUCUGAUCAGUAAAACUCCAGGACUGUCUUUCAAAACAUUACAGCCUCUGACUUUGCGAUAUACUUCCAUGUAGCUGCUGGGAGAAACAAAAACUAUAUGAUGAAUUUUACUGUGGCUGCAGCUCGGGAUCACAAAAGGCUUAUUACCUACCUAGUUGAAAGGAUUUCUUCUGCUGUUUCAGUGUUAGAUUUCUUACUGAUCUUCAUCACCACUGCUUAUCACAAAAAAGCCUGGAGCAGCUCCAGCGCCCUUCGGCCUCCCCCUGGACGCCCGGGUCUGCCACUUCUCUCCCGCGUGCCGCUCGGCUGGCAUGCCGGCGGGUAA
Vidua chalybeata is the source of this 798-nucleotide messenger RNA. RefSeq names its product CD226 molecule (gene CD226). Lineage: Eukaryota; Metazoa; Chordata; Aves; Passeriformes; Viduidae. Gene Ontology annotation, biological process: positive regulation of mast cell activation; positive regulation of type II interferon production; positive regulation of Fc receptor mediated stimulatory signaling pathway. Gene Ontology annotation, cellular component: external side of plasma membrane. The record is from RefSeq and is a predicted model, not a curated record.